UCUAGGGUUUAGGGAUUUUCGAGAAAUGGCAUCGCAUGACGAGGAGAUUUGCGCGGCGCUCACUCGCCUGGCGAUGGCGGGCGACGGCAUCGUCCUCGGCCUAGGUAUGGCAGCGCUGGCGCUCCGGACCUGGCUCAAAUUUGGCUCCCACACCCGGGCGCUCAAGCAGGUGGAAGGCACGGCGCAGGUAGAAAUUCACGAUCUCCGGAGCUUGGUCGAGAGCGGUGAGAAAGAACCAUCGUCGGACUCUUCCCCGCCGCUGGUAAUCGUGAGAGGCCGAGUGGCUUUGCCGCCAAAGACGAGCAGCGAGGAGGUCCUGCUUGCGAGGAAUCAAACAGAUUUGGCAGUCUUUGUGGAGAGAACGCAAACUUAUCUCUUCAACGAGUGGAGAGGACUCUUUCGGUGGGGACCCGAAUGGCGAGGCCUUUUAGGCUGGGGAUCUCUCAAGGAGCAAGUCGCCUUCUCCAGGAGGAAGAUCCCGUUUGUUCUACUCGACAGUGAUCCUCAAUACGAUGGUGCUUGUGUUCACAUCAACAUGGAAAAUGUGGAGCAUCCUUUGCCGCUUGUGACGGUGUUUCACCAGCUGCAUCCAGUUCAAACAUCGUCCUCCACUUUUCUUCAAGCAGUCUUCGGUCGACGGUACCCAGUUGGUGUCAUCGACGAGGAAAAAAUCCUUCCACUCAACCGAGAGAUAACCGCUGUAGGAUUCCUGAGCAAACAUCCCCAAGGCCUCCCGGCUAUUAAGUCUUCCAACCAGAUGCCUUUCUUCUUGACGGAGUUUAGCAGGGAAGAACUGAUCGUGGAACUAACCAGCGCCACUCAUGCUCUUUUCUGGACUGGGAUCGUGAUCAGCUCUCUGGCACUGGGAGUUAUCGGCUAUUCUGCCUUCAAGAACUGGUGUAAAUGGAAAGAGUGGAGAAGGUUGCGGCAAAUCCAGGAGGAGCUGCGCCGCGAGGAGCAAGUGAUGGAGGAGGACGAGGAGCCGGCGACGACGCAGGAGGGGUCCGAGGUCCCGGACGGGCAACUGUGCGUGGUGUGCUUGCUGCGGAGGAAGCGAGCGGCAUUCAUUACGUGCGGCCAUCGCGUCUGCUGCAUGGGAUGCGCUCGCCGAAUCCGCCACAGCCAGAACGCCGCCAACGCGAGGUGCCCGGUGUGUAGGCAAAGCGUGAGCGGAUAUAUCAGGGUAUACGACUGAUUUCUCGGCCGAUUCUUCAGAGCUCCAACGAGAUGGGAGGUGGCGAGUCAGGUGGUAAAGUUGGCGACAAUGUCUAAAUAGACAGGAUUUAAGAAGGGAAAGCUUCAACGUU
Selaginella moellendorffii is the source of this 1307-nucleotide messenger RNA. Its product is annotated as E3 ubiquitin-protein ligase SPL2. Gene Ontology annotation, biological process: protein ubiquitination; organelle organization. The record is from RefSeq and is a predicted model, not a curated record. NCBI's taxonomy places the organism in Eukaryota, Viridiplantae, Streptophyta, Lycopodiopsida, Selaginellales, Selaginellaceae. Gene Ontology annotation, molecular function: ubiquitin-protein transferase activity. Bases 26 to 1195 code for a protein of 389 amino acids. The transcript is spliced from 6 exons.